Messenger RNA from Propithecus coquereli (Coquerel's sifaka), 1665 nucleotides. It is a transcript of the gene LYPD1, whose product is annotated as LY6/PLAUR domain containing 1. Gene Ontology annotation, biological process: acetylcholine receptor signaling pathway. The transcript is spliced from 3 exons. Gene Ontology annotation, molecular function: acetylcholine receptor inhibitor activity. Lineage: Eukaryota; Metazoa; Chordata; Mammalia; Primates; Indriidae. The record is from RefSeq and is a predicted model, not a curated record. Bases 246 to 671 code for a protein of 141 amino acids.
GCGCCGCGCUCGGCCCGGGAGCGCGAGCGAGAGGAGCGGCGACCCGCAGCCGGGAGCCCGGGCGCGGGCGAUGCAGGCGCCGCGGGCGGCACCUGCGGCUCCUCUCGGCGGCGGCCGUCGCCUCGGCGGCAGCGGCGCGGGCCCCAGCAGCCUCGGCAGCCACAGCCGCUGCGGCCCGGGCAGCCUCCGCUGCGGUCGCCGCCUCUGAUGCGCCUGCCUGCUCCCGUCCCCGCGGCUCCGGGAGGAUGUGGCUCCUCGGCAUCGCGGCAACUUUUUGCGGAUUGUUCUUGAUCCCAGGCUUUGCGCUGCAAAUCCAGUGCUACCAGUGUGAAGAAUUCCAGCUGAACAACGACUGCUCCUCCCCCGAGUUCAUCGUGAAUUGCACGGUGAACGUUCAAGACAUGUGUCAGAAAGAAGUGAUGGAGCAAAGUGCAGGGAUCAUGUACCGCAAGUCGUGUGCGUCAUCAGCGGCCUGUCUCAUCGCCUCUGCCGGAUACCAGUCCUUCUGCUCCCCAGGAAAACUGAACUCAGUGUGCAUCAGCUGCUGCAACACCCCUCUUUGCAACGGGCCAAGGCCCAAGAAAAGGGGCAGCUCUGCCUCGGCCCUCAGGCCAGGGUUCCCCACCACCGUCCUGCUCCUCAAAUUAGGCCUCUUCUUGGCGCACUGCUGAAGCCGAAGGAGAUGCCACCCCCUCCCGCAUUGUUCUUCCAGCCCUUGCUCCCCCACCUCCCCGAGUUUCUUCUGGGUGUCCUUUUAUUCUGGGUAGGGAGGGGAGUGUGUGUUCUCUUUUCGUUCCUUUGCAAAUAAUGAAAGAGCUCCACGUAAAAGCAUUUUUGUAAGCUCUGAAUAAAUUCAGUCUGACUGAAUUUUCAGCGUGUAUACUUGAAGGACGGAGACAGAGUAAAAGUUCACCCCCCUGUGGUGUAACCAGAGUCAAGGCCAGGUUGGCAGAACCAGCCCUUAGAAGUCACUAAGGUGGCACCUGCCCUUCCCAAAGCCUCUAGCUCCCAUCCUGUCCCUGGCGGGGGGCACAGUUUCCUUUGUGACCGCUGUGUGAGGGUCGUGCUGCUUCAGUGCGGGCAGGGCGGGUUCCCGCUCAAAGCCUCCUUCCUCCACAUUCAAACUUCUUGCUCCUGAAAACCGUUCUCUGGGGCAGAGUUGGCCGGUUUCGUCUCCGAGCUGGGAUCUGGCGAAUCGAGGCCCAGUUGCUGGGGCUUGGACUCCGGUUUGGCCUCGCUCUGAAACGUGCUUAGGAAAACCUUGUCAGUUCUCCUGGCGGAGGAGCGGCGCAGGGAGGCGGCGAAGAUGAGCGGGCGGCGGGCGGAGCGCGCGCCGGGGCCGCUGGAGGCGCUGGAGCUGGCGAGCGCGCGCAGGCGCCUCUCGUGGUUGGCGUGCGGCAGCGCCAGGCGGCAGCGCAGCACCUGCGCGAACACCCUGCGGAACUGCUGCGACGACACGUUGUACAGCAGCGGGUUGAUGACCGAGCUGAGGUAGAAGAACGUGUCCGAGAAGGGGAGGAGGAUCAUGUACGCCCGGAAGUAGGCCUGCGUCCAGUCGUGCUUGGGUUUGGCCGCAGCCAUGAUCCUCCGAAUCUGGUUGGGCAUCCAGCAAACGGCCAAGGUCACAACGAUCAGCCCUGGGCGGGCGAGAGCGGGAGAGAGAGA